AUCUUUUCCCUUCUGCUACCCUCAAUUCUUGGGCAGCUACUGUAAACCAGGUGGCCCUCUAGGCUCUGGACCUGACCCUUGCCCCAUCCUGGAGGCUGCUAGGCAGCCCCGAUUGGUGCCCAAGCCAGAGGGUCCAGUCCCAGAUGGAGCUCCUCCAUUGUCUGGACCUGAAAUGACCCCGAAGCCUGGGCCUGUCCCACCCUGUACUUCACUUCCAUUGCCCCCACCCCCUCUAGGACCAUCAGACAAGCCUCUCUGGGAGCCACCACCUCAAGCUCCCAUUUCUUCAUCAUUCCCUCCGGGUAGCCCUUUGGUUUUGUCUGCUUUCCCUAGUACACUGCUGGUGACAGGGGAUGGGGGAUCAGGCCCUAGUGGGGGUGGGGCUGGUAAGGUUAUUGUCAAAGUCAAGACAGAGGGGGGCCCAGCUGAGGCCCCCCGAACUCAGACCUUUAUCCUCACUCAGACUGCCCUCAACUGGAUUGCCCCAGGUCCUCCCCGUGGGGGCCCUGAAGGUCCCACUCCCCGGUUCCUGGCAGCCACCAAUGUCAAGACCAUUCUCCUUGCUAAGGCGGUUGGGGUGGCUCAGGCUGGUGAAGGAGAGGGACCCCCUACCCAUCCUCCCCUAGCCCCACCACCCACUGCACAACUAGCUCCUAUUAUACCUCCAGAAAAGGCUUGGCGGGGGCCAGAUGGGACUCCUGGGGAGGGAGGCCCACCCCCACCUCGUCCCAAACCCUCUCUGGGUGACCUUUCCUGCACCUCCAAGGGUGUUUAUGAAAACUUUCGUCGCUGGCAACGUUACAAAGCACUGGCCCGGAGACACCUACCCCGGAGCCCUGAUGCAGAAGCCCUUUCCUGCUUCCUCAUCCCAGUGCUUCGUUCCUUGGCCCGGCUAAAGCCAGCUAUGACCCUGGAGGAUGGACUGCCACGGGCGGUGCAGGAGUGGGAGCGAAGUAGCAACUUUGACCGAAUGAUCUUCUACGAGAUGGCAGAAAAGUUCAUGGAGUUUGAGGCCGAGGAGGAAAUGCAGAUUCAGAAGGUGCAGCUGAUGAGUGGGUCUCAGUGCUUGCCUCCUCCAGCCCCUCCUAAGCUUGAUCCCCCAGGACCCCCAGUCUCUGAGAUUUGUCAGCAGCAAGUUUACAUCCCGAAGAAGGCAGCCUCUAAGAGUCGCCCCCCACGUCGUCGCCAACGCCGACCUCCUCGCCCCUCAGCCCCUGAAGCACCCAAGGAGAUCCCACCAGAAGCCGUGAAGCAGUAUGCUGACAUCAUGGCUGGGCUGGUAGGCGUCCCCCAUGCUGCCUCUGGGGAGCCAGAGAAGAAACAAGAAGAAGAAGAGGAAGAGGAGGAUGAAGAAGAGGAGGCCUAUCCUGACCCGGGUCUGCUGAGUUACAUAGAGGAGUUAUGUGCUCAGGAUGUCUUUGUCUCCAAGGUGGAGGCUGUGAUUCACCCUAGGUUUUUGGCAGAGGUGUUGUCUCCAGAGCAACAGAGGGAUCCCUUGGCCCUAAGUGAGGAAUUAGAACAGGAAGAAGGACUUACUCCCACUCAGCUGGUGCAGAAGCGGCUGUUGGCAUUGGAAGAGGAGGAUGAAGAGGAGCCCCCAAGCUGCAGUGGAGCCCAAUCAGACUCUAGUCCUUCUCCUUCCGAUGAAGAGGAAGAUGGGGUUGGGCGGCUCCGACCUUCACCUGGGGCUCAUAUGGCUGGGGCCACUGUCCGCCUGGGGCAGACAGCUUCUCCAGGAAAACGGGCAAGGGGAGAAGGGCAUGGUGGACAGGACAAGGUAGCAGAGGGCCCAAGGGGACUAGGAAGGGAUGGUAAUACUUUGCCAGCCCCCAGUAGCUGGGACCUUCGGCUAGGGAUCUCCACUCCACGGGUGACUAGGGGCCUUUUAGGGGUGGAAGGCAGAGGGUCUGGGAAGGGUACCACUUUGGUGUCUUUGUAUCAGGAAGGCCACUCAGCGGGGCCUGGAGAUCAAGGGGACCAUUUAGUGACUGAGGGGAUCCUAGAAUCCUCUCCUUACAGCUGGCCAAAAGGACCUUAUUUGGAGGGAGCCACCCAUUUGGAGGCUGGACCUCCAGAACCAGUUGAUUUCACUACUUCUCCACAAGGUCAGGGAAUGGGACAACAGGUCACAGGUCUCAGAAAGGGAUGCCAGGUGACAGGUCUUGGGAUGCUUCCUCAAGGGAAGGAGCCAUCUUCUGCUCCCCAGGAAGAGACUGUGGUGGGGACUUCUUGGAGAGGUGACAGAGGAGCUCCCAUGAUCAAAGGCUUUGGCCGGAGCCCCUCCUCUAGAGCAGCUGGGGAUAGGGAAAGGACCCCAUUCAGCUCAGCCCCUUGGGUGAGUAGCAAGGGGGAUUCCACAAAUCUGGAAGUGGUCUCAGGACAGACUGAGGGGAUCAGAGAAAUAUCUCAGUAUGUGGAGUUUCAGGGAGGCCAUCAUGCCCCAGGAACCCAAAGCCACAUUUCUUCCUUGGGGCAUAGAGGAAGUAUUCCAUUUGAGGACACAGAAAAAAGUAUGGCCUCUUCUGAGGACAAGGAUGACACAAGUCCCCUAGAAAAUGUUAACUACUGUAGCUUUUCAGAGCCUCUGAGCACCAGCAGCCCUGUCUUAGGGAUUGGAGGACACAUUAUUGGAAAUGGAGGGGAUCUUAGUGAUUUGUGUCCUGGAGGUAACUCCUCAGUAAUAGCGGGCAACAAUUGUGCCUCCAACCUGGGGUCUGCCAUAAAUACUCUCUCCUCUAGAUGUCCAGACCAUGACCUACUCUUGGGGUCUGUGGAACGUUCCUCCUUUCCAGGGAUGAGGCAUGAUGUUAGUAUAACCGAAAGUAAUGUAAACUCAGCUUCCCCUCUGCUGGGAAUCGCUGAGAAUGGCAAUUUACUGGCUAUCAGAGAUGACCAUGACCUCCAAUUAGUUAUUGGAGUUAACUCUAGUUCACCAAAAGGUAAAUGUUAUGAAUGCCAAAGAGAGGGCAGAGAGUAUUUAGGCCCACCAAAGUUCAAAGACACAAGUCCCUUACCAGAAACCAAGGAUGACUCUAAUACACAAGAGCCCCCAAAACCAGCCUCCCCUAACCAGUGUCUUGGGGACAUACCCCCAAUCCUGGAAACUAGUGACCCUUUGGCUCUUGGAGAAACCUCUUGUCCAGGAAAGGAAAAACUUGGACUCAUAGAUAUGGUUGGCAAAGAACAAGAGGAGGAAGAGGAGGAUGAGGAACUUUCUAACUUUGCUUUCCUCUUGGCCUCUAAACUUAGUCUCUCCUCACGGGGGCUGCCCCUCAGUCCUCUACCUGCCUCUGCAGUGGUUAGGGGACCUAGUCGAACAUCCCAAUCACUGUCUCCAGAGGCUUUAGGCCUCAGUCAACUUCUGUCACCCAUACCGAAGUCUGGGAAACGCUCUCUGGGUGGUGGACCGUCUCCUGUAGACAAAAGGCCCUGCCCGGGGAGUGAAGUGGGUGACUCUGGGGAACUGUCCUUGAAUUUGGGGGAAGCACGGACUUCACAGUCCCGAAAGAGACGCCGUGAAGGUUAUGUCCCUGGGAGGAGAAAGAAGCGAAGGCGGAGCUUGUAGGGGGCAGCCAAAUCAUCCUACCCUCAAUGGGUAAUUCCCUAGGGGUGGGGGUCCUCAGGGUUGGUUUGGGCCCUGUGGCACUCAGAGCUCUUUAAUCUUCUCUCAGCCAUUCCUUUCUGGUUGCUCUAUAAACAUGGUGAGGUUUGGGGGGAGAUCAGCAACUGACCUGGAUGGAGAUGACCACCUCAGUGAGAAGUAAGAUGUGAGAGGACCCUUGGAGGGAGUUUUAUGAGAAAGUGAAUUAAAGACAUCCCUGUUGGAA
Messenger RNA from Trichosurus vulpecula (common brushtail), 3827 nucleotides. It is a transcript of the gene NUTM1, whose product is annotated as NUT midline carcinoma family member 1. The record is from RefSeq and is a predicted model, not a curated record. Lineage: Eukaryota; Metazoa; Chordata; Mammalia; Diprotodontia; Phalangeridae. The transcript has 7 exons. Bases 173 to 3565 code for a protein of 1130 amino acids.